GAUUCUAGUGUUAGAUGAGCGGGUUUAAAUCAUAGAGCUCUCUUUCUCUUUCUUUCGGUCUUUGUUUGUCCUGUAGUGUCCCUGACUUCAGCUUCAGGCUUCAAACUGAAAGCACAGAAGAAAAAGCUUUGAGAGUUUCUUCAAGAAAACAAUACCAGGGCACAGGGAUAUCUGGAAACCUCACAAUGGAUGGAUUGAAGACAAAGUGUUGAGUUCUCCCACGGUUGUCUCUGAAUGAUACAGAGGAGUGUUGGGAUGUCGUGGCUGAUGUGGGUGUGGGCCAGUGUGACAGUCCUGCUGAUGUGCGAGGCCACGUUCUAUGAGACCAUACAGCAGCACCUGGCGCCGCCCGGAACCAACAUACAGAUCCUCGAAGGCGGGACAUGCGAAGUGAUCGCGGCACACAGGUGCUGUAACAAGAACAAGAUUGAAGAGAGAUCUCAGACAGUGAAGUGCUCCUGUUUACCGGGGAAAGUGGCAGGAACCACCAGGAAUAAACCCUCUUGUGUUGAUGCCUCCAUAGUGAUUGGGAAGUGGUGGUGUGAGAUGGAGCCCUGUCUGGAGGGAGAGGAAUGCAAGACUCUGCCAGACAACUCAGGCUGGAUGUGCUACUCCGGGAACAAGAUCAAAACCACCAGGAAUACCCACCCAUACACAUCCUUGUAGCAUAUGUAGGCCCUCCGCUGAGGAACUUUAUAAAGGGAAACAUCCAAGAAGAGAAACUAAAUCAUGUUUAUUCCAACUCUAAAACAACAGCCAUUUCUCUUAUGACUUGAUACACAUAAAGGAUCAUCCUCUGCUGAUAAGUCUAUCUGUCUGUGACGCUGAGAAUCAAGGACACCAAACUCUCCAAGAACAUCUUUGUGGGCAAAGAACACUUUUUUUUUGUUGUUUGUUUGUUUUUGUUUGACAACUGUCAAAUAUCUGUUUUUGCCCUGUGAGUCUUGGAUAAUUAAACACAUAUCCCUUUGUGUGGCGUGCAUUCAAACCAGCUUUACUUUGCCUGAAAUAUUCUUCAGCUGUAUUAUUAUUGGAUGUUCUUCUUUCUCCAGAAGUGGCUGAACAAGUUAAUUCUCCUGCUGUAUGUAGUGAAACUGGCUUCUUAUUUUAUAUACAAGCAACAUUGUCAGAGGGAGAUUGACUUUCAUCAACCAACAUUAAAGAAGACACUUUGUACAGAACAGAAUGCUGAGGAGGACAUGUACUGUGCAUGGAAUGAUUGAUCCUAUCCAUUCCUUCCACAGAUGGCUCUCUGUUUCCCGGAAAACUAUCUCAGAGUUAAAGACUUUUGAACGAACUGUUAUGAUGUAAUACUAAAACCAAACGUCCUUGGCAUUAUUUCAGAGAAUGGAAAACUUUCAAAAUAGGUGGAAGAAAUGUUUUACAAGAAUUAAAAUAAUACAGAACAGGUGAGCAUUACUGUAUGUUACAGUUGUAUUUAAUUGUAUGUGCUUGCAAACAAUAGUUGUGAAAAGCAAUGGGUGAGAAAGUGCACUACAGCAGAAGAACAGACCUGUUUAUGUAUUCUUGUUCACUGUUCCUAAUUCAGUUUUUUUGGUUGGUUACAUUUUUUAAAUUUUGUUUUUUUUUAUUAUUUAUGGGACUUCAGUUAUAUUUUAACAAAUUGAGCAAUCAAGGCCUAACUGAAGUUUUAUAUAUAAAAAAAAAAAAAAAAAUAACAUGUUUAAUGAAAAGCUAAUAGACCAUCACUUUGGCUUUAUCAAUAUUUAAAAGUUGUGGAUUUAUACUGAAAUUAAUGAAGCUUGAUUGAAAUAUGCUGGUGUAUGCAUAUAUAAAAUGCCAUGACAUUUAAACACUCUAAAUCACAUUCAUUUCCCCUUGUUCAAAUAUAACUUCAUUAAACUGUACAAGACCUAUUAAGACCAUUAUGUAUUUUAGAGGUUCUGGUCUUCUGAAUGGACUGGUUUAAACUAAAAACACCAGUGGUCUGGCUGAGGAUUUUUAAGGAUGGAGAGAGCACUGAAGGACACUGAGAAAAUUCUGAUGCCUGCUGGGACAUUUACCUGUCGUUUUCAUUCAGAUAUAGUCCUCUCCACUCGGAGCAGCUGAGGGCCAGAGCACACACUCACUCUGAAUAUGUAGCUGCAGCAUUUUAAGCAGGGAGCCUGAAACUUAAGAGAUCAGUGUUGCUGUCAGCAUGCAUAAAGGAGGCUCUAACUACAGGCUGAGUGAAUACAGAUCACUACAUUUACAGUCCUCCACAUGGGACAGCGGGGGGUGAGCUUUAGCCCUCACCUUCAGCUGAGCUUUAGUGGAAUUUCAAACAGCUGACAGCCGAGUAUCAGAAUGGAAAAAUGUAUGAACGGUAAUCUUAAGCAAAUAUCAGCAUUUUCGCCUUCAGAGGGAGAGGUCUUUGAUCCACACUCUAUAUUUGGCAAAUGGAAACAGUUCUCUUAGAGAAUCUAAAAAUGUAUAAAGAGUAGGGUACAACGGGGCUAAAGGCCAGCCGUAAGGAACAUUUGCUUUUUUUCUGGUCACAAUGUGUUUCAAGAUUAAUGAAAUACAUUUAUUUUUAUUGAAUAUUGAUGGAGCAACAUAACUUGUGUUAAAAGAAUUAACAACAUAAGGUUGUUUUGAAUACAAUUCUUUUUUUCUUUUUUUAAAAAAAAA
This is a messenger RNA of Myxocyprinus asiaticus (Chinese sucker), 2631 nucleotides long. Its product is annotated as chemokine-like protein TAFA-1. The coding region runs from base 235 to 666 and encodes 143 amino acids. Lineage: Eukaryota; Metazoa; Chordata; Actinopteri; Cypriniformes; Catostomidae. Gene Ontology annotation, molecular function: receptor ligand activity. The transcript has 6 exons. The record is from RefSeq and is a predicted model, not a curated record. Gene Ontology annotation, biological process: neuroblast differentiation; regulation of neuroblast proliferation.